Molecule: messenger RNA, 2306 nt
Organism: Manihot esculenta (cassava)
Lineage: Eukaryota; Viridiplantae; Streptophyta; Magnoliopsida; Malpighiales; Euphorbiaceae
Product: transmembrane 9 superfamily member 5
Exons: 7
Coding region: 158-1921 (587 amino acids)
Biological process (GO): protein localization to membrane
Cellular component (GO): membrane
Source: RefSeq, a predicted model, not a curated record
ACCUGUCGUUAAGCUCUGGUGCGUUAACAGACAAGCUUUGAGUAGAGAGAAACAGGAACCGGCAACAGUUUUGACUUUUUUCUCUCAAUCUCAAUUCUCAAUUCUCAACAAUUUCUGGGAUUUAAUUCAACAAAUCCCUUCCAAAAUUAAACCUCAAAUGAAUAUCCUUUUCUUCCUUCUGUUUACGACUGCGUUCUCUUUUCUCCGGUUCGUUUGUUCUUCUCCGGCCGAUCACAGCUACAAUGUAGGAGAUCCUGUACCUCUAUUCGUCAACAAAGUUGGUCCCUUGCACAAUCCCAGUGAAACCUACCGCUACUAUGAUUUGCCAUUCUGUCGUCCAGAUAAUGUAAUUCGAAAGAAAGAAACGCUUGGUGAGGUGUUGAAUGGGGAUCGUUUGAGUAGUGCUUUGUAUGACUUGAAAUUCAGGGAGGACAAAACUGGGGUUACCCUUUGUAAGAAGAAGCUUAAAGGAGAUGAAGUUUUGAGGUUUAGAGAUGCUAUUAUCGAUGAUUUCUACUUCCAAAUGUAUUAUGAUGAUCUCCCGUUAUGGGGCUUUAUUGGGAAAGUUGAAGAACAAAGUUGGAUUGUUGGUCAGAGAGAGUUUAAGUAUUAUCUGUUUAAACACGUUCAGUUUGAUGUUCUUUAUCGUGGCAAUCGAGUCAUUGAAGUAAGUGCUUUUAGUGAUCCAAAUCAUGCUGUGGAUAUAACUGAAGAUGUUGAUAUAGAUGUUGAGUUCACUUAUUCAGUUAUCUGGAAUGCGACCUCAGCUCCAUUUGAGACCAGGAUGGACAAAUAUUCGAGGGCUUCGUUUCAUCCAGUACACCAGCAGAUCCAUUGGUUCUCAUUUGUUAACUCAAUCAUCAUCAUUUUGCUCCUGAUGGGAUUGCUCACUGGGCUUUUUAUGCGACGUCUCAGGAAUGAUUUGAAAAAGUGUUCUGGUGGAGAUGAAGAGGAAGAUAAAGAGGUUGGCUGGAAAUACAUCCAUAGUGACGUUUUCAGAUACCCACAUAACAUAUCCUUGUUUUCUGCUGUCUUGGGCACAGGCACUCAACUGCUGACAAUGGUUUGCUUUUUAUUUGUUUUGGCAUUUGUUGGUGUGCUAUACCCUUACAAUCGUGGAGCCUUGUGCACUUCUUUCGUCUUGGUAUAUACACUCACAUCUGUGGUUGGGGGUUAUACCACUGCUGCUUUCCACAAUCAGUUUGCUCAAACUGGAUGGAAAAGGAGUGUUAUUUUCACUGGGAUUCUGUUCCUCGGUCCAUUGUUUGUGAUACUAUCCAUUUUGAAUAUCAUUGCUGUAUCUUAUGGGACCACAGCCACACUUCCAUUUGGAACCAUUAUGGUGAUACUUCUCAUACACGUAUUUUUUACUGUUCCAUUGCUUGCCUUGGGAGGGCUUCUUGGUUACUGUUUCAGGUCUGUAUUUCAAGCCCCUUCUGCUACAAAAAGGUACCCAAGGGAGAUUCCGCCAUUAGGAUGGUACAGGAAAACACCUGCUCAAAUGUUUCUUGCAGGAAUUUUAUGCUGUAGUGCAAUUAUCCUUGAGUUACACCACUUAUAUGCAAGCUUGUGGGGCUAUAAAAUAUGCACUCUGCCCAGCAUUUUGUUUGUCACUUUCAUCAUCCUUAUCUUACUUACCGCACUCUUAAGUAUCGUUAUGACAUACAUUCUGCUCUCCGCAGAGGACCAUCAGUGGUGGUGGAGAUCUGUGUUGUGUGGGGGUGCACCUGCCAUUUUUAUGUUCAGUUAUGGUAUCUGCUUCUUUGCCAGGUCAAAUAUGAGGGGCUUCAUGCAGCUAUCAUUUUUCUUAGGGUAUAAUGCUUGCAUUUGCUAUGCAUUUUUCUUGAUGCUGGGUACAGUCAGUUUUCGUGCUUCAUUCAUGUUUGUUUCCCACAUAUACCAUGCUGUUAAGAGUGAGUGAACAAUUUCCUUUUAACUUUGUAAUGGCCUGUCACUUUUCCAGUAAACUCCACUCCUCCUCAAAGGCUUAAGAAGGGAGACGAGGUGGGGUGGGAGAACACAGAGAGAGAGAGGGAGAGAGAGGGGAAGGCAAAAUUUAUUAAUUCUUCUUGUAACAUGUAUGGAGUCUUCCAAGACUUGAGGAUAUUGAAAGCAAGAGAGGAAAUCUGUGUUUGUAGUAUUGGAAGAUGUAACCGUUAGAGAAAACUUGAUAUUCAUUAUUCAUUGACGGUUAUGCAGGUUGUCUGAGUCAAUUUUUUUGAGGAAUUAGCAACAUUGUUAGGGCAAGAUGCAAGCGUUAAUAUUUCUCAAAAAGCUUGUAUGAAUACAUGUUAGAUUAUGAAUCU